UUUGCAUUCAGUCAGUCGUUCGUUGUCUUGUUUUCUGUAUGUAGACAUGGCUUCGUCUUCUCCACCAUCGACACCACCAGCACUGACGCCGGAUGACACUGGCUCAGCUUCUACAGACUCUCAAAGUCAUGCAGAAGCAGCAGUCAAGAACUUGAAAACGCGUCGUUCGACCGCUUUCUACCCUAACAUGAACUCUGCCAACAAACCAGUGAAGCCAUUUAGCAGAAGCGCAGCAAAACGUCAGAGCGUCAUGACACUUGGAAGCAUAGAACAUCUUCAGCACUAUUUCACAAAGACAGGCAUCGUCGCCAAGCCCAACCCAUCGAAGAAGCUUAGCAAUCAACUCGUCCCAGCUCUUGGUGGAAUUUCUGCAGCAAAAUCCGCUAAAGCGUCAUUAGGCAGUCUAUUGGAGUUUGAGUUGCCCCCAUCACCAACUAUUCCGCAGAUCCAGCAGCCGGCUUUCCCUCCGUUUGUGAAGACAUAUGAAACGGACCCUGAAGCGUUCCUUCCAGGCGUCGUACAAGACCUCAUGGUUGUUGCAGACGCGUGGGGCUUGUCAAGUAGUAAAAAUGACGGUCCGAGACGCGAUCCUGAUCUCCUUAGCCCGCACACGUCCAAUACUCCCCGAGAUCGCUUGGAUAUUCUCAACUUGCUCAAGAUCACCACGCGCGCCAUUCGUUCAGUGCGCAACUACGUGAUCACAUUACCUGACGAUUCCGCUGGAACUCUCCGCAGCCAGUACCGCAACAAGGUCACGGCAAGUUCACCCCACCCGAAAAGAAACGCACCGCACCAGAAAGCCCAGGCAGAUCCCCUGUCACUUAUCCGCAAGUCUGCGUUGGAAGUUUUGGCUGUUCUUCGCGAACUCGAAGAACGCUCACGCGUACCUCUAUCCGACGAAGCUUAUGACGUGCAAAGCGAUCACGGUUCUAUUCCUGAUCACGGUGGUACAUCACCAUCGCGUGUGGCAUCACCCGCUGCGCUUUCAGACAUGUCUCAUGAUCACGAUCACGACCUUCCUAUAGAUCCAGACAUGUCGAUUUCUUUCGUGCACGUACAAGGUCGACAGGAAUCCGUGCCGGUGUGGGAGGAUGACUACUAUGACUCGAUCAUGAAUGAAGAGGAAGGGGAAAAGAGACAUCACUGGGACGACCGUUUGGUACUGGGCGGGGGCUGGCUGUACAAGCAAGACAUGACGCUGACUGACUUAGCGAAAGAGGAGGAAGUCGUGCGGCGGUAUGUGGACGUGGUAGAUGAUGUUCUAUUCGGAGAAGUCAAAGAGGGCAAAAGAGGCUGGGAACGAGAACACGAGAGGUUUGUAAAGAAAGAGAAAGAGAGCCGGUUGAAGAGUAGGCGCGUUAGCGCGGGUGACGCAGAUCCUUUUCGGUCUUCGUCCUCGCCUCCAUCGUCCAGGCGGGUGGUAUCGACCGGUUUGCUAGAUUCAAUGCAGAGACUUACCAUGAUGGAAGAGAAUGAGGAAAUGACAACUCUUUCUGAGGAGGAAAGCGUGGAUGAAGAUGAUUUACCCGAGUGGGCGAUGCGUGGAUCCUUUGCUGAACACCCAUUGGGCCGAGCACAUGCCCUCAUCUACACUCUGCUUCCGGAACACCUUUGUUCGUUGCUACCACCUGCGACAGAUAGAAACGCGUUCCUUCUCGCACUUUCGUCCGGCCAGUUUCUGUGCAUAGCAUACAACACCGGAGUCCGGUGGUCACGUAAGCCCUGGGGUUUUAUUUCGCCCGAUUCUAUCCAUGAUAUCGUGGCACUGGAAGCUGUGGAAGACGAGAAAGAAAAAAGUAAGACUGGCUGGACGUUUAGACGAACAGAUAACCUUCGAUUGUGGGCUGCCGCACUAAAAAUUCGAUAUCUCCUACCAAUGAUCGUACCCUCCGCACCCAGCCAGAUAGAUCACCAACUCAAGCCUUCACAUAGCACGCCAGCAAACUCCCCUUCGAAGAUACGGUUCCCCUCCACAGAACCCCCGAUCAUCUUCGAUCCUCGCCUCGUUGCGCGCAAGGAUGAGGGGUGGGAAACGAUGCUCCAAGAUACCCUGCUUAGAUGGGUGGAAGUCGUUGUUGAUGAGCGAAGAGGCGAGCGGUAACUUGGCUCUUCUCUCAUCUCCGUUCAUCCUUCCUCUUUUCUCGCGUGGAUCCUUCGUUAUUUGGGCUUUUGGCAAUUUUAUUUCUAUUCCCUCAAGACUUCAUGAAUAAUCAUACUAUUUCAAUCACACCAUGCAUCUAUAUCCCUAUUACUACCUGCUCUCUUAGCUACUCUAUUGCAGCUGUUUACUGUAGAUGGAUAUCGCAUACAUACCUACUCAAAACACCAUCACGAUGUACCUCAUUUAUU
Molecule: messenger RNA, 2349 nt
Organism: Suillus plorans
Lineage: Eukaryota; Fungi; Basidiomycota; Agaricomycetes; Boletales; Suillaceae
Exons: 4
Coding region: 47-2101 (684 amino acids)
Source: RefSeq, a predicted model, not a curated record